This is a messenger RNA of Girardinichthys multiradiatus, 6514 nucleotides long. It is a transcript of the gene cdc42bpb, whose product is annotated as CDC42 binding protein kinase beta (DMPK-like). The coding region runs from base 547 to 5898 and encodes 1783 amino acids. Lineage: Eukaryota; Metazoa; Chordata; Actinopteri; Cyprinodontiformes; Goodeidae. The record is from RefSeq and is a predicted model, not a curated record. Gene Ontology annotation, molecular function: ATP binding; protein serine/threonine kinase activity. Gene Ontology annotation, cellular component: cytoskeleton; cytoplasm. Gene Ontology annotation, biological process: peptidyl-threonine phosphorylation; actomyosin structure organization. The transcript has 39 exons.
UAAUCUUGUUCUGGAUGAUCCGACCUGGAUUCAGCCAUAUUCCCACUGAUCAGCCACACCGGCAGGCGCCUCAAACUGGCCAAAACCCGCUUGGAGGCCCCCGGUACGCUGCCACCCGAUUCUGACAGACGUCCUGAGUGCCGUCGGGUCAGGUUCGGAUCUCCUGGUUCUGUUCUCGGGCUGAUAGACCGACCAGCGGAGAUGAAGCUGCGGCGCUCAGCCUGAGAGUCGACGCUUUUCCCGACGUCCCGAUUUCUGAGAGGAAAGUCCAGAUUUACCGGAUUAAAGCCGAUGUGCAGGGCGGACAUCCGCGGGCCUCCAGGCUGUUCGGUUCACGACGCGACGGGGCUGCUCUAACCGAGCCAGAACUCAGCGACGUCCCGGCGGCUCAAAAUGUCGGGAAUGUUUUCCCGGAGCUAACGGGCUAGCUGCUGCUAGCAGCCUCGGCAGGAAGCGGAGCCUCGGCGGCGGCCCAGACUCGGUCACAAGGACGGGCGGCGGCCGUGGGAAUCUCAUCGGGAGAGAAGACCGACCUUCUCUGUUAGGAUGUCGGCUCAGGAGCGGCUGAGGCGGCUGGAGGAGCUGCUGCUGGAGCAGAGAGAGGCGGGAUGUCUGAGUGUGGAGGCGCUGGUGGACCUGCUGCUCUGCCUCUACACGGAGUGCUCCAACUCCCCGCUGAAAAGGGAGAAGCACAUCACAGACUUUCUGAAUUGGGUGAAACCGUUCACCAGCAGAGUGAAGGACAUGCGGCUCAAAAGAGACGACUUCGAGAUGCUCAAGGUGAUUGGACGAGGAGCCUUUGGGGAGGUUGCCGUGGUGAAGAUGAAGAACACUGAGCGGGUUUAUGCCAUGAAGAUCCUCAAUAAGUGGGAGAUGCUGAAGAGAGCCGAGACGGCGUGUUUCCGGGAGGAGCGGGAUGUCCUGGUGAAAGGGGACAGUCAGUGGAUCACCACUCUGCAUUACGCCUUCCAGGACGACAACUUCCUGUACCUGGUGAUGGACUACUACGUGGGCGGGGACCUGCUGACGCUGCUCAGUAAGUUUGAGGACCGUCUUCCUGAAGACAUGGCCAAGUUCUACGUAGCAGAAAUGGUUCUGGCUAUCCAUUCGAUCCACCAGCAGCAGUACAUCCACAGAGACAUCAAACCAGACAACGUCCUGCUGGAUGUCAACGGUCACAUCCGGCUGGCGGACUUCGGUUCGUGUCUGCGCAUGAUGGAGGACGGCACGGUACAGUCCUCUGUGGCUGUGGGAACUCCAGACUACAUUUCCCCAGAGAUCCUGCAGGCGAUGGAGGACGGGAUGGGUCGCUACGGUCCCGAAUGCGACUGGUGGUCUCUGGGGGUCUGCAUGUACGAGAUGCUGUACGGAGAGACGCCGUUCUACGCCGAGUCACUGGUGGAAACCUACGGAAAGAUCAUGAACCACGAGGAGCGCUUCCAGUUCCCCUCCCAUGUGACCGACGUCUCGGAAGACGCCAAGGAUCUGAUCCAGCGCCUGCUCUGCUCCCGGGAACGCCGGCUCGGACUGAACGGGAUCUCGGACUUCAAGAGUCACCCGUUCUUCAGCAGCAUUGACUGGGACAACAUCCACUCUGCGGAGGCCCCGUACAUCCCAGACGUGUCGUCGCCCACCGACACCUCCAACUUCGACGUGGACGAUGAUGUGCUGAAGAACCCGGACAUCGGACCGCCAGUGUCCCAUACCGGCUUUACUGGGCAGCACCUCCCCUUCGUUGGCUUCACCUUCACCACCGACAGCUGCUUCUCCGACCGCAGCACCAUCACCAUCAGCCGGGCGGCGCUGGGAGUUCGGACGGAGCCAGACGGGGGCGGUGGGCAGGAAGUGGAGGCGUUUGAGAAGAGGAUCCGCCGCCUGGAGCAGGAAAAACAGGAGCUGAACCGCAAGCUGCAAGAGUCCACUCAGGCCCUGCAGGCUCCGGCUCGAGGAGGAACUCUGGCCCGGGACAAAGAGAUCAAAAAACUGAACGAGGAGAUCGAACGGCUCAAGAGGAAGCUGGCAGAUUCUGAUAGGCUGGAGCACCAGCUAGAGGAGGCCGUCACGCUCAGACAGGACUACGAGAGCUCCGCCUCCAAACUGAAGACCCUGGAGAAGCAGGUGAAGACCCUGAGACAGGAGAAGGAAGACAUCCACAAGCAGCUGGCUGACUCCUUGGAACGUCUCAGGAGCCAAACGAAGGAGCUGAAGGAGGCGCACUCCCAGAGGAAGCUGGCUCUUCAGGAGUUCUCUGACCUGUCGGAGCGGAUGGCCGAGCUGCGCUCCUCCAAGCAGCGUCUGUCCCGUCAGCUCCGAGACAAGGAGGAGGAGAUGGACGCACUCCUGCAGAAGAUGGACGCCUUGAGACAGGAGAUCCGCAAGACGGAAAAGAAUCGAAAGGAGCUGGAAGCCAAGCUGGACGAAGCAAAGGCAGAGGCGUCGAAGGAAAGGAAGCUGCGGGAAAACAGCGAGGUCUACUCCAAACAGCUGGAGACUGAGCUGCAGAGCUUAAAGUCUCAGCAGGGUCGAGGAGCAGGAGCCACAGGCGGAGGAGGAGCUGAGUCUCAGCAGGAGCUGUCCCGUCUGAAGGCGGAGCUUGAUAAGAAGGUCCUGUUCUACGAGGAGGAGCUGCUGAGGAAGGACUCGGCCCACUCCACUGAGAUCAAAAACCUGCGUAAGGACCUGCAGGACUCUGAGGGGGCGCGGCUUGCUGCCAACAAGGAGCUGCUGCAGCUCCGAGACAAGCUGGAGAAAGCCAACAGGGACAGGCAGACUGAGAUGGACGAAGCUGUUGCUGCUUUGAAGGAGAAAUACGACAGAGAGAAGAACAUGCUGACAAAAGAAAACCGCAAACUGACGGUGGAGAUUGACAAGUUAUGUUCAUUCGUUGACAACCUAACAGCUCAGAACCGGCAGCUGGAAGAUGACCUCCAGGAUCUGUCUUCCAAGAAGGAGAGCGUGGCCCACUGGGAGGCUCAGAUCGCUGAAAUCAUCCAGUGGGUCAGUGAUGAGAAAGACGCUAGAGGCUACCUGCAGGCCUUGGCCACCAAGAUGACGGAGGAGCUGGAAACCCUGCGAAGUUCCAGCCUGGGGACCAGACCUUUGGACCCACUGUGGAAGGUCCGCCGUAGCCAGAAACUGGACAUGUCAGCCCGCCUGGAGCUUCAGUCGGCCCUGGAAGCUGAGCUCAAAGCCAAACAGAUGGUUCAGGAGGAACUGCGCAAAGUUAAAGCUGCCAACAUCAACCUGGAGAGCAAGCUGAAGGAGUCUGAGGAGAAGAGACGGGACGUGGUGGAACAGGUGGAGAAUCUCAAGAAGGAGGUGGAGGAGAGCCGCUCCCGCUCUGAUAAAGGUCUGAAGCUUCCAGACUUCCAGGACUCCAUCUUUGAUUACUUCAACACGUCUCCUCUGGCUCCGGACCUCACCUUCAGAGCGUCACUUUGCUCCGCCUCCUCACUGCUCGCCCUUUGGGAAGAAACCGCAGAUUUAGACUCCACCCCUGUGAAGUCGGACACCACGCCCCCCUCACCUUGCUCCGCCUCUGAGAAUGAGGAAGGAAAAGCCGCGUCGGUCCCUGACAGCCCCUCCCCCACCUUACAUAGCUCAGCGCUGGCUGCACCAAAGCCCAAAGCUCACCAGCUGAGCAUCAAAACGUUCUCCAGUCCCACUUUGUGCUCUCACUGCACUUCCCUGAUGGUGGGCCUCAGUCGGCAGGGAUACGCCUGCGAAGUGUGCUCCUUUAUCUGCCACGUCGCCUGUAAAGACCACGCCCCCUUUGUCUGUCCAAUCCCAGCGGAGCAGGCCAAGAGGCCGCAGGGCGUCGAUGUCCAGAGGGGCAUCGGCACAGCGUACAAGGGCUACGUCAGGAUCCCGAAGCCCAGCGGCGUGAAGAAGGGCUGGCAGCGAGCAUUCGCAGUGGUCUCAGACUGCAAACUGUUUCUUUACGAUAUUCCAGAGGGGAAGUCUACCCAGCCGGGCGUGGUGGCCAGUCUGGUCCUGGAUCUCAGAGAUGAAGAUUUGUCCGUCAGCUCUGUGUUGGCGUCUGACGUCAUCCAUGCUACCAGGAAGGACGUCCCCUGCAUCUUUAGGGUGACGUCGCCGCAGUUGAUCUCGCAGUUCUCCCCGGUGUCCCUGCUGGUGCUGGCGGAGAGCGAGGCGGAGAAAAAGAAGUGGGUCCGGAUUCUGGAGAGCCUGCAGAGCAUCCUGACCAAGAACCAGCUGAAGAGCCAGCAGGUCCAUAUUCUGCAUGAGGCCUAUGAUGCCUCGCUGCCUCUCAUCAAGACCGCACUGUGCGCCGCUGUGCUCGAUCGAGACCGGAUCGCUAUGGGAACAGAAGACGGGCUGUUUGUUGUCGAGGUUACUAGAGAUGUUAUCGUCCGAGCUGCUGACAGUAAGAAGGUUUAUCAGAUCGAACUUAUUCCGAAGGAGAAGAUUGUCGCUCUUCUCUGUGGUCGAAACCGCCAGGUCCACCUUUACCCCUGGGGGAUUCUGGACGGAGUGGAGUCCUCCUUUGACACCAAGCUGGCAGAGACCAAGAACUGCCAGGUUCUGACCACAGGAGUGCUCCGACCUGGAGGCCCCGCCUGCCUGCUGGCUGCUGCCAAACGUCAGGUCCAGUGCUACGAGAUCACUCGAGCAAAGCCGUAUCAUAAGAAGCUGUGGGAGGUGCAGGCUCCAGGCACAGUCCAGUGGCUCGGGAUGCUCCGGGACCGGCUGUGUGUCGGAUACUCCUCCGGCUUCGCCCUGCUGGCCCUGCAGGGGGAGUCGUCACCCAUCAGCCUGGUAAACCCGGCCGACCCGUCUCUGGCCUUCCUGUCCCAGCAGCCGAUGGACGCCCUGCACGCGCUGGAGGUCGGCUCCAGCGAGAUUCUUCUCUGCUUCAGCCAACUGGGCAUUUAUGUGGACGGACAGGGCCGGCGGUCCCGGACCCAGGAGCUGAUGUGGCCCGCCGUGCCGCUUGCAUGCUGUUCUAACUCAUCUCACCUGACGGUCUACAGCGAGUACGGACUCGAUGUGUUCGACUCUCACACCACCGAGUGGGUCCAAACCAUCUCCCUCCGCAAGUUCCGACCUCUGAACGCGGAAGGGACGUUAAACCUGCUGAGCUCAGAACCUCCUCGUCUGAUUUACUUCAGCAACGCCUCAUCAGAGGGGGACCUCACCAUCCCGGAGACAUCGGACCACAGCAGGAAGCUGAUGGUUCGGACCCGCAGCAAAAGGAAGUUUCUCUUUAAGGUUCCUGAAGAGGAACGGCUCCAGCAGAGGAGGGAGAUGCUGAGGGACCCGGAGCUCAGGUCAAAGAUGAUUUCCAAUCCUACAAACUUCAACCAUGUGGCUCACAUGGGACCAGGAGACGGCAUGCAGGUCCUAAUGGACCUCCCCCUGGUUGGUGAUCUCACCUCCCUCUCACCUUCCCCGUCUCCUUCUCCCUCCUCCUCCUCCCGUCACACCCUCAUCUCUCCCCCCUCCAACUUUGAGCACAUCUAUCACAUGACGUCGGCAUCGGCCGGCGCCUUCUUGCAGAAGGAGGCCUCCUCUUCCUCCUCCUCCCAGCAGAGCCUCCUGCAGCCUUUCUCCUCCUCCUCUUCUCCCUCCAUCUCCUCUUUGGGAAGGAGCGUGAUGCCCUCCUCUCAGGACGACCCCAUUAGAGAUAAGCCCCGCCCACUGUCCAGUAUCUCCCGGCAACAUAGAAGCAAGUCGUACAUCACUCGCACGGCUUCAGAUUUCAGUGGAGGAGCUUCAACACGUAGCGAUCCGGACCAGGACCUGGACCGAGAGCCGGACUCAGACUCCACCAAACACUCGACCCCCUCCAACAGCUCCAACCCCAGCAGCCCCCCCAGCCCUAACUCCCCGCACCGCAGCCAGCUCACCCUGGACGGUUUGGAAUUGGAGCCCUGAGCCCCGCCCCUUGCACACCUUUAGGCCCCGCCCCCACAUGUUUUUGGGGAAGGGGGGGCUGUCUGAACAGAUCUGACGGAAGACUGAGUUUAGUUUUUACUUUGAGGAUUUUAUCAUGACAGAGUGAGUCUAAGGUUACUGCUGCUUUUAUCUGGAUGAACUUUACCUUCUGGGAAGCCCCGCCCCCAUCUCCUGGUUUUAUCCCACGCUGACGGCCAAGGGACCAGUCACUUCCUGUUCUUCCACCUUUGUAUUAAAAACACUUCCCGUUAAGCUUCGGCAUGUGUUAGCCACUCACAGACAGGAGCUCUCACUCUGAGGGGAAAAAAUAGAAAAACACUGUAUUAAUUAUUUUAAAGUUUUCGUUAAACUUGCACAUCAUUAUCGUUGUUGUAGGAGAAAAAUAAUCUUUGAUUUGUAAGUGGUGAUCUUUACUCUUACCCCCCCACCUAUCUUUAAUCUGACUCCGCCCCCUUGCUCCAGUGCAGACAGGUGACAAGGGGGCGGGGUCACACCUGGACACUACUGCUUUUACUUCUUCCAGAAUCAUUUAAGGAAUAUUUGUUAUGAUAAAAUGUUUAGCAGCCAAAAACCACAAUAAACCAACCAGAAGUGA